AGUGAAAGCAAAGUGUUCUUCUAUGCCCCAGGGAUGUAGAGGCAAUUUACUCUUCCCUUGAAGACUGGCCCUGUGUGAACUGAGAAGAAAGGCAUUCUGAAGGCUGUUUAGAAGAGAAUACUUCUAGGAAUCAGGCUUCUUCUAUACUGAAAGCCAAGUGUUACCUCAUUAGUUUUUUAUUUUGAGAAGGUGAAGGAACAGAUUUUCUGACAACUGCUUAGUCAGAGAACUCCAUUUCAGAAGAUGUCAAUGAACAACUCUUCCAGUGUAUUCCUGGAUGCAGCCCCCAGUCAUCCAAAUCGUUUUCAAGUUAAUGUAAUUAAUGAGAGCCAUGAAAGCAGUGCAGCUGCCGAUAGCAAUCACGACCCUCCGCAUUAUGAAGAAACAUCCUUUGUUGAUGAAGCCCAUAACAGACUGAGAAUCAGCUUUAGGCCUGGGAAUCAGGAGUUAUACGACAAUUUCCUCCAAAGUGGAGAAACUGCUAAGACAGAUGCAAGUUUUCAUACCUAUGAUUCUCAUACCAACACAUACUACCUACAAACCUUUGGCCACAACACCAUGGAUGCGGUUCCAAAGAUUGAUUACUAUCGUAAUACUGGCAGCAUCAGUGGUGCCAAAAUGAACAGACCUAGUUUAUAUGAGAUACACGAACAACUUGCCAAGAAUGUGGCUGUGACCCCAGGCUCUGCUGACAGAGUUGCUAAUGGAGAUGGGAUGCCUGGUGAGGAACAAUCUGAAAACAAAGAGGAAGACCCUCAUGCAGGCGCUGUGAAGUUUGGAUGGGUGAAAGGUGUGCUGGUGAGAUGCAUGCUGAACAUCUGGGGUGUGAUGCUUUUCAUUCGCCUCUCCUGGAUUGUAGGUGAAGCUGGAAUUGGUCUUGGUGUGAUUAUCAUCGGUUUAGCCGUGACAGUGACUGCUAUCACUGGCUUAUCCACCUCUGCUAUUGCCACAAAUGGAUUUGUCAGAGGAGGUCUUGGAGUUCUCAUAAUUCUUCUUUCCACCAUGGUAACCUCUAUUACUGGGUUGUCAACUUCUGCGAUAGCAACUAACGGGUUUGUACGUGGAGGUGGGGCUUACUAUCUCAUUUCUAGAAGCUUGGGGCCAGAAUUUGGUGGCUCCAUAGGCCUCAUCUUUGCUUUUGCCAAUGCAGUGGCUGUCGCUAUGUAUGUAGUGGGAUUCGCUGAAACCGUGGUUGACCUUCUUGCGGAGAGCAACUCAAUAAUGGUGGAUAAAAGCAACGACAUCAGAAUAAUAGGUUCCAUUACAGUGGUGAUUCUUUUAGGUAUUUCGGUGGCCGGAAUGGAAUGGGAAGCCAAGGCACAAGUGAUACUUCUCAUUAUCCUUCUCAUUGCAAUUGUAAAUUUCUUCAUUGGAACUGUCAUUCCCUCCAAUCAGGAGAAGAAAUCCAGGGGUUUUUUUAAUUACCAAGCAUCUAUCUUUGCUGAAAACUUUGGACCAAGCUUCACAAAAGGAGAAGGCUUCUUCUCUGUCUUUGCCAUAUUUUUCCCAGCAGCUACUGGCAUUCUUGCUGGAGCUAACAUCUCUGGAGAUUUGGAGGACCCACAAGACGCCAUCCCCAGAGGAACAAUGCUGGCCAUUUUUGUCACCACUAUUGCCUACCUAGCGGUUGCUAUUUGUGUAGGAGCCUGUGUUGUCCGAGAUGCCACUGGAAAUGUGAAUGACACAAUCAUCUCUGGGAUGAACUGUAAUGGCUCAGCAGCCUGUGGUCUGGGCUACGAUUUUUCCAGAUGUUUAAACCAAAACUGUCCAUAUGGUCUAAUGAACAACUUCCAGGUAAUGAGCAUGGUCUCAGGAUUUGCACCCUUAAUCACGGCUGGGAUCUUCUCUGCAACUCUCUCCUCUGCUCUGGCCUCUCUUGUCAGUGCACCAAAAGUUUUCCAGGCUCUUUGCAAGGACAAUAUCUACAAAGGUCUUCAUUUUUUUGCAAAAGGAUAUGGGAAAAACAAUGAACCUCUAAGAGGAUAUAUUCUCACCUUCAUUAUUGCCAUGGCAUUCAUUCUGAUUGCGGAACUGAAUAUCAUUGCUCCCAUCAUCUCCAACUUCUUCUUGGCUUCAUAUGCACUUAUUAACUUCUCCUGUUUUCAUGCAUCUUAUGCAAAAUCUCCAGGCUGGAGACCUGCAUAUGGGGUUUACAACAUGUGGGUAUCUCUUUCUGGAGCCAUAUUGUGCUGUGCAGUCAUGUUUGUUAUAAAUUGGUGGGCAGCUGUCAUCACCUAUGUUAUUGAGUUCUUCCUCUAUAUCUAUGUGACAUACAAAAAGCCAGAUGUGAACUGGGGAUCCUCUACUCAAGCUCUUUCCUAUGUGAGUGCUUUAGACAAUGCGCUGGAAUUAACCACUGUAGAAGAUCAUGUGAAAAAUUUCAGGCCCCAGUGUAUUGUUUUAACUGGUGGACCCAUGACGAGACCAGCUCUACUGGACAUAACGCAUGCAUUUACCAAGAACAGUGGUCUCUGCAUCUGCUGUGAAGUCUAUGUGGGACCGCGCAAGGAGUGUGUGAAGGAGAUGAACAACGGCAUGGCGAAGAAGCAGGAGUGGCUUCUCAAGAACAAAAUUAAGGCUUUCUAUGCCGCAGUAGCAGCAGACUGCUUUAGGGAUGGUGUCAGAAGUCUCCUUCAGGCCUCGGGCUUGGGAAGAAUGAAACCAAACACUAUGGUGAUUGGAUUUAAAAAAAACUGGAGGAAAGCUCCCCCUGCAGAGAUUGAGAACUAUGUGGGAAUUAUACAUGAUGCCUUUGAUUUUGAGAUUGGUGUGAUUAUUGUCAGAAUUAGCCAAGGGUUUGACAUCUCUCAGGUUCUCCAGGUGCAAGAGGAAUUAGAAAAAUUAGAACAAGAGAGAUUGGCAUUAGAAGCCACGAUUAAAGAUAAUGAGAGUGAAGAAGGAAGUAGAGGUAUCCGGGGACUGUUCAAAAAGGCUGGAAAAUUGAAUAUCACCAAGCAAGUUCCCAAAAAAGAUACUGGCAUUAACACAAUCCAGUCAAUGCACGUGGGGGAGUUCAAUCAGAGACUGGUGGAAGCCAGCACUCAGUUUAAAAAGAAGCAAGGCAAAGGCACCAUUGAUGUUUGGUGGUUGUUUGAUGACGGAGGGUUAACACUCCUAAUCCCCUAUAUCCUGACUCUCAGGAAAAAAUGGAAAGACUGCAAAUUAAGGAUUUAUGUUGGAGGCAAGAUAAACCGUAUUGAAGAAGAAAAAAUAGCGAUGGCUUCACUUUUGAGCAAAUUUAGGAUAAAAUUUGCAGACAUCCACAUCAUUGGUGACAUCAAUAUUAAACCAAACAAAGAAAGCUGGAAAUUCUUUGAAGAGAUGAUUGAACCGUAUCGUCUCCAUGAAAGCUGCAAAGAUUUAACAACCGCUGAGAAAUUAAAAAGAGAAACUCCAUGGAAAAUUACAGAUUCAGAACUGGAAGCGUUCAAGGAAAAGAGUUACCGUCAAGUCCGAUUGAAUGAACUCUUACAGGAACACUCACGUGCUGCUAAUCUUGUUGUUCUGAGUCUUCCAGUGGCUAGAAAAGCCACUAUCUCGGAUAUCUUGUACAUGGCCUGGCUAGAAAUCCUCACAAAGAACCUCCCUCCUGUCCUGCUGGUUAGAGGAAAUCACAAAAAUGUCCUAACUUUCUAUUCAUAAUAUACCAAGGAUUUAAGCACAAUUCAUUUUAAUAUGUGAAAGGCAAAAUGUCUGUCAAGCACUUUGUGUUCCAGAUCUGAUCUCAAGUAACUUCCAAAGACUACUCUAUUGGUUCACAACCAACUCUGUCACUAAUUUAAAAAAAAAAACCCUUACUAAUAAAAUCUAAAUAAUGUAAACCUAUCUGCUAAAAGUGGUGCCAGCAUCAGAAGAAGCAGGACCUGCUUCCAGGCAAAUGUUAUCAUUGCUGUUAAUAUAUGAUUAAGGACAUGAAAGGAAGCCAUGUUUGUUGUACUUAUUUUUUAAAAACCACCAUAAGUGUAAACUCCUCUGGAGUAGGAAUCAAAUCUUCUCUUUUCAUGGUAUUUGCUUAUGAAGUCUAACUAUAGUAUUCAGAAAACACAUGUUGACUAACUGAUUUAGUAACUCAGGCUUAUUAAAUGGAAAAGGACAAACUUGGCAGGAAACAUGAUC
Phascolarctos cinereus (koala) is the source of this 4116-nucleotide messenger RNA. Lineage: Eukaryota; Metazoa; Chordata; Mammalia; Diprotodontia; Phascolarctidae. The record is from RefSeq and is a predicted model, not a curated record.